AAUAAAUUCAUAACUUGCCAUAUAAUUUAAUUUGCUGCCGAACAAAUUCAACAUUGCUGAAACUAAAGAAGUGAGAGGGAUUGAUACGAUUUCUAGAUUUGAUCAGAAAUAUACCAAAAUGGUAGCAGACAGUGAUUGGGUCGUUGAUAUUGAAACAGCUAGAAAGGAAUGUGACGGUGACCCAAGAAAUGAGCAGGUGAUGGAUAGAGAAAGGGUCAAGAAUGUGCUUAGAUCGCUAGGAUUGAGAAUGAGUUUUAAAGGGCCGGAUGAGGGUGAAGAUAGUAGUGAAUUUAUUAAGAAUUUAGUGAAAAGUAGUGAAGAUGAAUGCAAUGACAUAGAGUCACCGUCGAUUAGCUGUAAAUCCAAAGGAGAAAAAAAGGAGCACAAUCUGCAUAUGCCUCUAGUUAUAGGAAGAACACAGUCCAAAGACAAGCAUAAAAACAAAAACUCAAAGAAACCACCCCGGCCACGUAAAGGCCCAUCAUUAUCUACAAAUGAUUUGCGGUUAGUUAAAGAGGUUUCUGAACUAGUUAUGAAAAAACGGGCAAGGCUUGAACGUUUGAAAUCUUUGAAGAAAGCAAAAGCGUUAGCAAGUAGACCGCCAUCAUCAACUACAUCAAACAUCAGUCUAUUUUCUAUGAUCAUCACCAUUCUAUUUUUCAUUGUCAUAAUCAUCCAAGUUUUUGGUUCAAGUAAAACUUCAACAUCGACUUUCCAUGAGAAGCCCGAGCCAUCAACACAAACUACAAGUGGUUUAGAUUUCUCCUAAUUUGGCUAUGAUCCCAGGCUUAGGGUUUAAUGACCAAAAACACACUUCUUUUCUGGUGGCCAAAUCUUUUGUACGUCACAAGACUAGUUGUUUUAGUUGCUAACUUAGUAGGAUUAUCUUUAUUGUUCACUAACUAAAACACCAAUGAUAAAAUCUGUUCUGUUUCGGCCAUAUUGACAUUUGUUUAAUCACGUUUAAAUCUUUUUAGCAGCAACUCAAAAAUGAUCUAAUUAUUGAGUUCUAAUACUUCAUUUUGGUAGCAUAAAACAAGAUCAAGCAUAGGU
Messenger RNA from Erigeron canadensis, 1053 nucleotides. RefSeq lists its product as uncharacterized. The transcript has 3 exons. Lineage: Eukaryota; Viridiplantae; Streptophyta; Magnoliopsida; Asterales; Asteraceae. The record is from RefSeq and is a predicted model, not a curated record. The coding region runs from base 119 to 769 and encodes 216 amino acids.